AUGGCACCUGCUGGCAGGGCUGUUGUUGUGCUAGCGCUCUCGUUGCUGUACUUAUGCGGAGCUAUUAUUUCCACCGAAUAUUUUUCCACGCUCGCGUUCUUUAACGGAGAGCUUAACGAGCGCGGCUGCGGGCCAUCGUCCGAGUGGGAGGAGUAUUCUCCGGACUGCGAUCCCAACGUUCUCCAGCUUGAGGAUCCGGACUGUGAGGACAGUAGCAGCGCGGCCUGCGAGUCGGUCUUCUCUCUGAACGCAGAGAAGAUUCUGAGCCAGGCCAAGGUGUUUGUGGAGCAGCGCCGCUUCCCAUUCCCCGUUGAGGAUCAAAACACCAACGAGGAGCUCGCUAUAGGAUACGUCCUCAUCGCCAACGGGCUCUACGAUGAAGCCAUCAAACACUUCUCCCUGUUACUGCAGGGCGAUCCAGAGCUGGUCAGUGCCAUGUAUGGGCGAGGGAUAGCCUACGGGAAAAAGAGCUUACAGGACAUAAAGAACGCUGACCUGGCUCUGUACGAGUUAAGCAGAGUGAUCACACUGGAGCCCAACAGGCCAGAGGUGUACGAACAGAGAGCGGAGAUUCUGUCUCCUCUCGGACGGAUUAGUGAAGCUCUGAGUGACCUCACUAAAGCCAUCCAGCUCCAGCCUUCAGCAAGACUUUACCGUCACCGUGGAACCCUCCUCUUUAUUUCAGAGGACUACGUGGCUGCUAUGGAGGACUUCCAGCAGUCUCUGGAGCUGAAGAGGAACCAGCCGAUCGCCAUGCUGUAUAAAGGCCUCACCUUCUUCCACAGGGGCCUACUUAAGGAGGCCAUUGAGACAUUUAAAGAAGCGUUGAAGUUGAAGUCGGACUUCAUCGAUGCACACAAAAGCCUGGCUCAGGCGUACAGGGAGUUGGGUGAUUUUGACAGCGCCAUGGAGAGUUUCCAGAAAGCCCUGCUGCUGAACCAGAAUCAUCUUCAGUCUCUGCAGCUCCGAGGGAUGAUGCUGUAUCACCACGGCAGCCUGCAGGACGCCAUCGGCAACUUCAAGAGAUGCCUGCAGUUGGAGCCGUAUAACGAGGUGUGCCAGUACAUGAAGGGUCUGAGCCACGUGGCCAUGGGACAGUUCUACGAAGGCAUCAAGGCUCAGACUAAAGUCAUGCUGAACGAUCCACUGCUGGGCCAGAAAGCCAGCUCUGAAUAUCUCAAAGUCAAAUACCUCAGAGAGUACUCUCGAUAUUUGCACUCUCACCUGGACAUCCCGGUAGCGGAAUACAACGUGGACCAGGAUCUUCCGGGGAACUUUAAGAACCACUGGGCUAAAAACCUGCCCUUCCUCAUAGAGGAUUACGAAGAGCAGCCCGGACUGCAGCCGCACAUAAAGGACGUUCUACCUCAGGAUUUCGACAGUUACUCUCCGGAGGUGCAGAAGCUGAUCUGUACGGCGGAUCAUCUGGGCACGCUCAUGCAGUACAACACGUCAGGGUUCCUGUCCAACCAGCGCAUCCACAGAGCCAUGGGUCUGGCCACCAUCGAGGUGAUGCAGGCGAUGCAGCGGACGUGGAGUAACUCGAAAGUGCGCGUCAACGGCAAAACCAGGCAGCUCCAGUGGAGGGACAUGUUCGACAUCGCCGUGAAAUGGAGGAGGAUCGCUGAUCCCGAUCAGCCUGUUCUGUGGUUGGAUCAGAUGCCAGAACGGAGCCUGAGCAGAGGAUUUAAUAACCACAUCAACCUCAUCAGGGGCCAGAUCAUCAACAUCAGAUAUAUGGAGUACUUUGGCAGCAUCCUGGACUUCAUCAAAGACCGAAUAUUAGUCUAUCACGGCGCGUAUAAUCCACGCGGCGUGCAGGAAGUGAAGCAGGCUCUGGAGAACGUGAACAAAGUGGAGGACCUGCUGCCUAUAAUGAAGCAGUUCAACAGUAAAACGAGAGACGGGUUCACCGUGAACUCGAAGGUUCCGAGUUUGAAGGAUCCUGGGACGGAGUACGACGGCUUCACCAUCACCAUCACAGGAGACCGUGUGGGAAACAUGUUGUUCUCAGUGGAGACUCAGACCACAGAGGAGAGGACGCAGCAGUACCAGUCGGAGAUCGAGGCUCUUUAUAAAGACCUGACGGCUAAAGGCAAAGCCCUCAUGCUGUCCUCCGAGCUAGGGGAUUCGGAUGCGGUGUGUAACCUCGUCCUCUCGCUGGUGUAUUAUUUCUGUAACCUCAUGCCCCUGUCCCGAGGCUCCAGCAUCGUGGCCUACUCCGUGGUGAUGGGAGCUCUGAUGGCGAGCGGGAAAGAAGUCGUAGGCACAAUUCCAGCCGGGAAGCUGGUGGAUUUCGAAGCCAUGACCAUGCCGAGCCCCGAUCGCUUCACCAAAACGGCCAAAAGCUGGAUGAACCUGAAGAGUCUCCCCAGCUGGUACCAGAACCUUCCGUCCGUAGCCGAGACGUUCCAGUUCGCCCGAACCAUGAUCGAGGUCCUGAACACCGACUCGUCCUCGCACUGUCCCAAGAGGUCUUAAAAGCCGCCUGCGUCCUUCCUGCUCGCGCCCCUCGUUUCUUUUUCAUACAGAAUGUCUUCCAGUAUAAAGAUCUGUAUCAGAGUCUUAAUAAUUAACCCCUGAGGAAAAAAAAAAAAAAGAGAGAAGGUUUUACCGGAAGUUAAUUCGGGAAAACGGAGCGCAUUUAAUGACCCCCUUUAUAAAAUCUUCUUUAAGAUUCCUACGUUUUAAAAUAAACGCGCGACUGUAAAAGGGCUCGAAUUAUUCGCCGAUUUUCAGGUUCAGAACCAGGAUUAUCGAAAUACAUAUCGGUCCAAAUGCAGCUCGUCCCCCGUGGUUUUUAGUUCGGAAAGUUUGGACUCGCCUCUGAAACCGAUCUCGUUUUAUUCACUUUUAAGUUUUAACGGCGUUCUCUUUUUUUUUUUUUUUCCCCACGUCAGGGUCUUUUGAGUGCUUAUUUUUAAAGAGCGGGGCGUGUUUAGGAAUGAAACGUGACGUAUCGAUUACGCGAGGCUUCGCAAAGCAGCGCUGGAAAUGAAUAAACGUCGAGUUGAUGCAAA
Molecule: messenger RNA, 3020 nt
Organism: Ictalurus punctatus (channel catfish)
Lineage: Eukaryota; Metazoa; Chordata; Actinopteri; Siluriformes; Ictaluridae
Gene: ttc13
Product: tetratricopeptide repeat domain 13
Exons: 23
Coding region: 1-2481 (826 amino acids)
Molecular function (GO): protein binding
Source: RefSeq, a predicted model, not a curated record